AUGGGACUCAAGGCUGCUGCUGCCCUGGGCCGGUCCGUCCUGGCUCCCGGGGCCGAGAGCGCUGAUGCAGUGGAAACACAGGGGCCUGGGCCGUCCAGGACGCCCACAAGCCAGCUGGCGGGGGAGCGGCGGGAAGCUCAGGGGCUGAGGACCGAAGACGGGUCGGCCUGGGGACCCCCGCCUCCUGAGCUGCCGGUGGGCCGGGAGCCUCACACGUCCCGCAGGAGCCCCAUGUGCAGAGGGAGGGCUUGCGGGCAGCGCCCGAGGGUGCAGGCCGGUGCCUCAGUCCGGCGGCCAGCGUCUUGUGGCCGGAUAGGCAAGGACGAGCCCUGGGCUGUGGCCCCUCCUCGCUGCCUGGCCCUCCGUGCCCGCGCCCACGCUGGCAUCACCCCCGGGCCCCUCUGGCCACGUGGCCGGCGUGUCCGAGCACAGUCCCAGCCAUGCGUCGGGGGCCGCCUGCGAGAACACGCAUCGUCCCACGGGCACUGCCCCCACGGGGAGAGCUGCAUCCGGACAGGGUUGAGCGCCGAGCCCCUGGGGGCAGGCGCCGUUGGGGUCUCAGCGGCCUCUGCGAGUGGCAGUCGAGGGUGGCGGGGGGAGCUGAGAGUGCUGGCCAGGGUGACGGGAAGGCAGAAACCCAGAGGCCAGGCCCAGACCCUGGGGGCAUCUCUGGAGCCGUCUCGGUCCCUGUCGCUCCCCGAUGCGGCCGUCUCUCCCCUGCCUGCCCCUCCGGGCCCUGCCUCAGCGUGCUGGUGGACAAGUGACCAGACCGCAGCUCAGAGCGGGAAGCGACUGCCCCCACUGCGCUGUGCCCCCCGCAAGGGGCCUUCCCCAGGCUCUGCGCCUGGGCGCCCCUGCAGGGCCUCGGCGUCCUCACCUGUGAAAUGGGGUCGCGCAGCGGGGCGGGCAGGGGCGGUUCCGCGCGCCGCCGCCAGGGGGCGGCCCUGGCCGCUCCGGAGGCUGCGCGCGGGGAUCGCCCUGGAUUUGCUUCUUUUCAUCACCCCUGCGCGUCCAGCUGCUCCUGUCAACACCUUCUUACAGCGUGUAAUUCAUCGCCCCGCUGACAGCUGGAGCCGCCCGGCACGCUGCGCACCUGGGGCUGGGCCUGGAGGUGGGCGUCUGCGUGGGGGUGGGGGUCUGCGGGAGAGGGGUGCAGGGGGUCCCCCCGAGGACGGGCCAGAAGGCACCAGCAGACGGGGACCUGAUGGCGUGGAGGGAGGAAGCCGUGCCCAGCCCCGCCACCGGCAGGGCGAUGAGCAGGCCAGCGAGGAACAGAUCCCAGCCUUCCAGGACACCUUCCCACGCGCCUCACCCCGGGGGCGAGAGCGACCUUGUUGCCUCCCAGCGCCCCAGCCCCUCCAGUCUGGGAACCUCUCCGUGAAGAAUGAUCCAAAAACCACACAUCGUCUGGAGCACAAAGAUGUUUGGUGUGGUGUUUAUAACCGCGAAGAAUCGCGCCCAAUCACGGCGUCCAAGGAGGCCCUGGGGGGCGACGAUCCGCGAGCUGGGAACAGCCCCGGGGAAAUGCUAAUCCUGGGACCAAGCGAGAGGGCAGGUGUGCACCCCAGUCCACACGGGGAGCUCGGCGUGCGGAGGCCCCACGCACGGACUGCCCAGGCGCGAGCGGCCCGGGGAGGCGCUGGACGCUGGGGCCGCCGGGGCGGGCUCCCGCUCCCCGCUCCAUCCGCCUGGACUGUGCUGAUCAGCCUGUGUGAUGGGGUGAGGCGGGAGGAGGGCCCGAACCGGGGACUCGGGGGCGCAGCGUCCCAGCCUGCGGGCUUGGCGCCCGAGAUGAGUCUUGGCUUCAUCAGGACUGAGCGGGGGCUCUGGGCCCCAGAAAUUCUGGCACACUCGGGGCGCAGGGAGAAACAGAAGCCUGAACGGGAGAAAGGAUUCGCGUCCUGGCUACAGCCCCAGGAAGGCCCUGGGCCAGGAGGGCGGGGCUCUGACGAGCCCCUGGGACCCUGCGGCCAUGCUGUGAGGAGCCCCAGCAGCCACCUGGAGGCGGCCGGGCCAGCGGGCCAGAGGGUCGGACGGUGGCUGGCGGGGGCCCCGGAAACGACAGGGCAGCCGGCGCCCCCACAGGAGCCGGGACUGCACCGCCCUGGGGCGGCUCCAGCGUCCAGCCUCCGCCUCGGCUCAGGGUGUGAAGGCCGGAGGACCAGCAUCCUGGGCGAGGGCUGGCCCCAGGUCCGCGGUGCCCUCGCGGCUGCUGUUACUCCUCCCAUGGAUGACAGGGAGCCCCAGGCGGGGUCUGGAGGCUGGGGCCAGUGGGUGGUCCACCUGUCCGCCUGCAGGGGCGAGCGGAGCUGA
Molecule: messenger RNA, 2313 nt
Organism: Cervus elaphus (red deer)
Lineage: Eukaryota; Metazoa; Chordata; Mammalia; Artiodactyla; Cervidae
Product: collagen alpha-1(I) chain-like
Exons: 10
Coding region: 1-2313 (770 amino acids)
Source: RefSeq, a predicted model, not a curated record